AUGGCACGCCGCAAAAAGAAGCAGGAAGAUUGCUUCAUCCCCUCGAAGCUGUCGAUCAGCCUGAGCGAGACUGCUCGGCGCAGCCUGCAGCCGGAAGUCUUCGAGAAUGUCGACCCGUCCUCCGGAGCCACAACCACUGCAGCUCCAAGCGAGCCCGUUCUGCCCCCGCUGGCUUGCGGCGGGAACCGUUUGUGGCAAUAUGACGGCGAUAUUUUGGAACAAUACACGGUCAGCUCGGGGACUGGCGACUACGAGUCGCUGGUGAACAAAUCGACGACCACAAAAUCCGCCGAUCGUGAGGAAGUGACGAUGGCUGAGGUGAAAUCCGUUCGAAUGGAAUACGAGGCGAUGGGAGGCGGAUUGGGACCCCCGGCGGCGUUUGUUGAGGAACACGAAUUCAUCGAGGCGAUGGACGCCAAGGUGCCGGAGGGAUCCUGUGAGAUGCGUAAACUUUCUUUGAUCGGCGCCGAGGAGCAGAACUUCAUCACAAAGUUAAUGGACGAGACGAUGCGCAAGUUCGGCAGAGCGGGCAGAUCGGACCUGCAGCUACAGUUCUCGGUGACGAAAACGGGAGGCAUUCCGUGCUUGCAGAUGAGUGCCGUGAAGCGCCAGAAU
This is a messenger RNA of Mesorhabditis spiculigera, 615 nucleotides long. Lineage: Eukaryota; Metazoa; Nematoda; Chromadorea; Rhabditida; Rhabditidae. The record is from the annotation of a GenBank genome assembly.